GGCCAGGCAAACCCGUGUAUGACAGCAUGAUCAGCGAUAAACAUCAUCUGGGCACGGCACUGCAAUCAGCCAGGCCAUACGGUGUAGACAACUCCCACGACAAUACAGGCAUCUGAGACCUAUUGUUCAUAGGAAUCCCCACAGGUAUACGUGACACAAUACGGUCAUUGACGAUAUCAGUGCAGCUUGUAACACGGAGUACGGCUUACAUAACGUUAUCAGUCAACACACUGGGACACUGAUAGCAUACACUUGUAGUCCCGAGGAGCCACGUUCAACGCCACACGUAGUUGGGCUGACACCAUAGACAUGGUCUCUCUCACGCCGUACAGGACGCUGGACAUCAGUACACCAGGGGACACUAACCCAUCUGACCCCUUUGAUGUCACAACGCUAACUGUCUCGGACAUCAGGACAAUAGUUGUCUCCGACUACAACAACUCCAGCGUCAAGUCCUUCUUUACGCGACACGACAGCGACAGUUACAGCAUUCUCAAGCUCACCAGUUUUCCUUGGCAACUGGCCAAAGUGACACACAACAAAUUAGCGGUGACCGUCCCUGGGUCAAGGACGAUUGUGGUGUUUAAGGUGUCCCCCGACCUUGACCAGCAGGCCACUAUAGACACGAGGGUGAUGUACUGGGGCCUCACUGCCUUGGACUCUUCAACGCUUGUCGCUGGUGCGGAUUAUUCAUCGUGUGUGGAUAUCCUGGACCUUGAUGGCCACGUGCUCAGGUCAAUUCAGGCUGAGGACAUAGGUCAGGACCUUCUCCAGGAACCGGACUUUCUGUGUUCAACCACAGACGGCAACAUUCUUGUGGUGGAUUCCGGAUCCAAGUCUCUGUUCUGCAUGACAACCUAUGGAGCCGUUGUGUUUGUGUAUUCCCACACCGAGGCCACGAGCAGAGACAGGCCCGGGGGUGUGACAGUGACCACUUCCGGGCUUAUCUCCUUUGUAGAUGAUAAAGCUCAUACACUGGUUCAGCUGACAGAGAAAGGGGAGGUUGUCAUGAAAACAGCUAUGCCAGACGAGUCGAAAUACAACUACUUUGGUCUGUGUAGUGACGAGGAACACUUCUAUAUUGCUGUUCGGGACAAACACGUACAUGUGUACAACUUUGCCUAGUACAUGUGCGUUGGCAUUGGACACUGUCAGUGCGGUAAUGAAAACGUCUCGUAGACCAUGUACUGAUGCAUACCAAUACUUCAGCAUCUUGAUUUAUAGCCAUAUUAAACGUGAGUGUGGGGGACUCAAAUCCUUGUUAAUGGAUUAAGCUUGGCACAUCGGGGCCCUAACUCAUUGUUCUCUGCUGUGACUAGACUGAGCUGGGUGUUGUGGUUCGAAUCCCGAUUGUAGCAUGAUACUAAUCAUGUUGUUAAUCACUGGCCACCAUCGUACUUAUGAUCGUUAACAUGUCAGCCCUAACUCAUUGUUCUCAGCUGUGUUCACCUGACUGAGCUGGGUGUUGUGCUUCGAAUCCCGAUUUUAUCAUGUUAUUAAUCAUGUUGUUAAUCAUUGGCCACCAUUGUACUUAUGGUCGUUAACAUAUCGGUUUUAGUUUCAAUAAAAUCAGUAAAUGCGG
Molecule: messenger RNA, 1582 nt
Organism: Haliotis rufescens (red abalone)
Lineage: Eukaryota; Metazoa; Mollusca; Gastropoda; Lepetellida; Haliotidae
Exons: 2
Coding region: 310-1125 (271 amino acids)
Source: RefSeq, a predicted model, not a curated record